Seriola dumerili (greater amberjack) is the source of this 598-nucleotide messenger RNA. Its product is annotated as beta-crystallin S-1-like. Gene Ontology annotation, biological process: lens development in camera-type eye; visual perception. Gene Ontology annotation, molecular function: structural constituent of eye lens. Lineage: Eukaryota; Metazoa; Chordata; Actinopteri; Carangiformes; Carangidae. The transcript has 3 exons. The record is from RefSeq and is a predicted model, not a curated record. Bases 71 to 595 code for a protein of 174 amino acids.
AAAGAUGGAGCUCACUUUUUAGUGGUUAAAAAAAACACAGGAAGCGGUUUGACCAACAGCAGCAGUCAAAAUGGGAAAGAUCAUCUUCUACGAGGACAGGAACUUUGGAGGCCGUCACUAUGAGUGCAUGAGUGACUGCGCCGACCUGCACUCCAUGUUUGACCGCUGCCGCUCCAUCAGGGUGGAGAGCGGCAUGUUCGUGAUCUACGACCGUCCCAGCUACACGGGAAACCAGUACUUCAUGAAGAGGGGAGAUUACUCCGACUACCUGGGCAUGAGCGGCAUGAAUGACUGUGUCAGGUCCUGUCGUAUGAUCCCCAUGCACAGUGGCAACUUCAAGUUGAGGCUGUACGAGCAUUUCGACAUGAGAGGUGAGAUGAUGGAGCUGACGAACGACUGCCCCAACCUCAUGGACCGUUUCCGUAUGUCCAACUUCAACUCCUGCAACGUGAUGGAGGGCCACUGGCUGCUGUACGAGCACCCCCACUACAGGGGACGUCACUACUACCUGAGGCCCGGCCAGUACAGGAGCUUCAGCGAGUGGAGCGGCAACAGCUCCAGGAUCAGCUCCAUCAGGCGCCUCAUGAAUCUCUAAAGA